Molecule: messenger RNA, 2421 nt
Organism: Musca vetustissima
Lineage: Eukaryota; Metazoa; Arthropoda; Insecta; Diptera; Muscidae
Exons: 2
Coding region: 1-2421 (806 amino acids)
Cellular component (GO): extracellular region
Molecular function (GO): chitin binding
Source: RefSeq, a predicted model, not a curated record
AUGAAAGUUUACUAUUUAUUAGUAUUUGUCGCCAUAUUGGGUCCUCCGAUAACUAAUGGUCAUAACUACCGUUAUGGUCUCAAUUAUCCUGUGGAACGUUCACCAGUUGAUUGUUCUACAUGUUCGGAUGGCGAACAAAUAGUCGAUCGAACUAGUUGCUCACGCUACUAUCUGUGCAUUGGUGGUCAGGCAUUUCGAAAAACGUGUGCUCCCGGUUUAUUGUUUGAUGCACGAUCUCGUUCGUGUAAUUUGGAUUAUUUGGUCGAUUGCCAAGUGGGUCGUUACAAUUACAAUGAAAAUAGAGAAAACUACUAUAAACCAAUUGUUAUUGAUAUCUUGGGUCUUUUUCGAUGGCCUUUUGGGCAUAAAAAUCCGGGUAAUGUGCCUUCAACUCAUGAUUCUUCGGUCAAUAAUGUCGAUGUUCAGCCGUCAACAACUUCGACACCUCUACCAAAUAAAGUGAAUCCACCUAUAACUACUACAUGUGAACCUACGACUACCACUACAACAUGUGAACCUACGACUACUACAACAUGUAAGCCUACUACUACCACUACAACAUGUGAACCUACGACUACUACUACAACAUGUGAACCUUCGACUACUACAACAUGUGAACCUACGACUACCACUACAACAUGUGAACCUACGACUACCACUACAACAUGUGAACCUACGACUACUACUACAACAUGUGAACCUACGACUACUACAACAUGUGAACCUACGACUACCACUACAACAUGUGAACCUACGACUACUACAACAUGUGAACCUACGACUACCACUACAACAUGUGAACCUACGACUACUACUACAACAUGUGAACCUACGACUACCACUACAACAUGUGAACCUACGAAUACUACUACAACAUGUGAACCUACGACUACUACAACAUGUGAACCUACGACUACUACUACAACAUGUGAACCUACGACUACCACUACAACAUGUGAACCUACGACUACUACUACAACAUGUGAACAUACGACUACUACAACAUGUGAACCUACGACUACCACUACAACAUGUGAACCUACGACUACAACUACAACAUGUGAACCUACGACUACCACUACAACAUGUGAACCUACGACUACUACUACAACAUGUGAACCUACGACUACCACUACAACAUGUGAACCUACGACUACUACUACAACAUGUGAACCUACGACUACUACUACAACAUGUGAACCUACGACUACCACUACAACAUGUGAACCUACGACUACUACUACAACAUGUGAACCUACGACUACUACUACAACAUGUGAACCUACGACUACUACUACAACAUGUGAACCUACGACUACUACAACAUGUAAGCCUACUACUACCACACCAGGAUCUCCACCUGGUUGCAAUGAUAAUAAACCACCAUGUUGCGGUUGUGGUGGAUGGGACCACAAUCAUGGUUCUGAUUGCAAUGGAAACCAUAGACCUAAACCACCAUGUUCAGGGGAUAAUGGAGAUGAUAAUGACAAUGGUUCCGAUUGCAGUGGAAACCAUAGACCUAAGCCACCAUGUCCCGGAUGUGGUGGAUGGGAUCACAAUCAUGGUUCUGAUUGUAAUGGGAAUAAUAGACCAAAACCACCAUGUUCAGGUGAUAAUGGAGAUGAUAAUGACAACGGUUCUGAUUGUAAUGGAAACCAUAGACCUAAACCACCAUGUUCCGGAUGUGGUGGAUGGGAUCACAAUCAUGGUUCUGAUUGCAAUGGAAAUAAUAGACCUCAACCACCAUGUUCAGGUGAUAAUGGAUCUUAUAAUGAUAAUGGUUGCGAUAAUGACGAUGGAUCUGAUAAUGACAAUGGUUCUGAUUGCAAUGGAAAUCAUAGACCUAAACCACCAUGUUCCGGAUGUGGUGGAUGGGAUCACAAUCAUGGUUCUGAUUGUAAUGGAAAUUAUAGACCAGAACCACCAUGUUCAGGUGAUAAUGGAUCUGAUGAUGAGAAUGGUUCAGAUUGCAAUGGAAAUAAUAGACCAAAACCACCAUGUUCAGGAGGCAAUGAAAAUGGAUCUAAUUGUAAUGGUAAUCAUAGACCCUGCUAUGAUCGACCAGAAUGGCCUUGUUCUGAUGAACCGGACUGCGACCACGAAUCUGACGUUUCUACAACGUGCACCACAACAACUCCCUGUCCGCCAUCAUCACACAAUUCCACAAAUUCGGGAACUGGCGACAAUACUGGCUCGAACAACGGAACCACCAAUCUCAGUUAUUUGAUGGGACCCAACGAUUGUGCCUCUUUGCCCGAUAAUACCAUACUCUUGGAUUUGAGACAUUGCCGUCGUUUCUAUGUUUGCACCAACAGACGUGUAAAACGGAAUCGGUGUCCCAUUGGUGAAUGGUAUGACAAGGACGUCCGAAGCUGUCGUCCACGUUCUGAGGUGACCAAUUGUGUGGCAAAUAAGAAUUAG